Schistosoma spindalis is the source of this 5028-nucleotide messenger RNA. The record is from the annotation of a GenBank genome assembly. Lineage: Eukaryota; Metazoa; Platyhelminthes; Trematoda; Strigeidida; Schistosomatidae.
AUGUCUUCCAGUGAACGAAUAGGUGUUUUUACGAAUUUGAAUCCUUCAUUUAACUCAAAUAACGUUCAUUUUACAUUCACAACAGAUACAUUUACAAAAUAUGUAAGAGAGGAUCUUUCAGCAAGCUCUGAAAUGUUUGUCACUUUGCACUAUGAUUCUCGCAGCAUGAGUCACAGUCUCUUAUCAAGUCAUAGAAAACUUGCUUCAGCCGAAAUCAGUACUGAUUCUCCUGAUCAGAAGCCAAAGGGAAGCAAAAAAAAUAUAUACAAUUUGGUUGCAGAAUCGAGCAAAUUUGUCGUUGAAGAAAAGGAAAAUAAUGAUAAAUAUCCGUAUCCGGCUCACAGAUAUACAGUGAAUUUUUCGAAACUGUGCUCUAGCCAAGUAGGAUCUGAACAUAUGGAUUAUUAUGACUUUGAAUACAGAGAUUCAGGUGCUUGCUUUUACAGAAACUCGAUUUUUAGUUGUGGUGAUCAACAUCAAAAUUGGUUCGGUAUUAUUCCUAAUGAUGGAGCAGUAGCCAUAAGUCUGGUGAAAACGUCAAUAUAUUUCAAAUCAAAUUACGGUACAUCACUAUCAGAAGAUAAGAAAUUGAACUCAAAUACCACUAAUAUCUCCUGUAAAGAGAGCAGUUGCGAUAAGAAUCUACCGACAUUUGAAAAGAAGACUGAAAGUAAAAGUCGUGGGACAAACUUGAUCUAUCUACCAGCAUGGUUGGUAAUAGUUCGACGUGAACAAGGUUCAGAUCUACGUGGUUGUGUAAUAAACAAGAGUUUGAUAGAAAACAAUAAAUCCAUAUCUUCAUUAAUCAUAAAUGAACCUAAUAUGAACAAUCCUACUAUUCAUACAAGUAAUAACAGUUUACCAACAGACAUAAUCACAACAAAUAUUACUAAUGAUAAUUCUCCAAUAACAGAGACAUCGCUUAAAACAAGUCUUCCAACAACAAAAUCUAUAUCAUUAUCAUCAAUGAACACAACAACAACUACAAGUAAAUCAAAUAAUUCACAACUGAUAAUGAUAAAAAAAAAAUCAACCAAAAAGAAUUCAACAAAACUAAAUGAUACUUUAUUGAAUAUUACUGAUGAACAAUUAGUAUUGAAGUAUUUAAUAAAAAAUGAAAAUAUUAUGGAUUAUUUAAAACCUGGUGUACCAGAUAGAACAGUCUAUGAAAAAUUAUUGAAAUUAGAUGAAAUGGAAUUGUUGAACAAUCACAAAUUCGGUGUAUUAUUAUGCCGAAAAAAUCAGUCAACUGAAGAAGAAAUGUACAACAAUGAACACUCAACACCAGAAUUUGAAGAAUUUUUAAAGCUUUUAGGUCGUAAAGUUCGUCUUCGUAACUAUUCAGGAUAUAUUGGUGGAUUGGACUAUCGAAAUGACUCAACUGGAUUGGAGACAUAUGUUACUGAAUUUCGUGGAACAAAUAUUGUAUUCCUUGUAUCUACACUUCUUCCAUAUGAACCUAAUAAAACAGAACAGUUAGCUAGAAAACGACAUAUUGGUAAUUCAUCUGUCACAUUUAUAUUUGUUGAAGAAGAUGCUAUGCCAUUUCAACCGGAUACAAUAAUUUCAGGAUUUCAAAAAGUAUUCAUUAUAGUUAAAUAUAUUCGUUUAAAUAGUGAUGUUGAUGAUAAGAAUAAUUAUAAAUUUGGUUAUCGUGUAUCUGUUUGUCGAGCGAAAGAUGUGCCACAAUUUGGACCAAUUAUUUCAAGUGAUUAUUUAUUUGAACAUCAUCUAUCGUUUGGCAAUCUAUUGUUGACUAAAGCUAUUAAUGCAGCUUAUGCUGUAUUGAAAUAUUCAAAAUUUCGUGAAAUUAUGCAACGUUCAAGAAGAGACUAUCUACAUCAAUUCUGUAAUGAACAUACAAUUAAUACAGAGAAUGAGAAUUUAAAACAUGGUAAGAUGCAUUUAUAUCGAAGACAUUCACAAGAUAAAUUAAAACAAUUAAAAAAUUCAAUAAAAUUUCGUGUAAAUGUAACCUCAUCCUCAAUAGAUCGCGAAUUCAUGCCUACAAAAUAUCAUUCUGAUAGAAUAAUACCAUUUACUCAACAAAACAAUAAUAAUAAUGUUAAUAAUCCAAAAUCAUUUGAUGAUUUAUAUAAAAUGCAUCAACCUGUUAAACGUAAUCAUUCUGAAUUAUUAAAACCAAAUUAUGAUUAUAAUGGAAAUGAUUUAGAGAAAUCUAAUGAAUAUAUUCAUUUAUCAAAUACAUUUCAUAAUUUACUUGAUUUUGGUCAAAGUUUAUAUGUUGGUUUAAAAAAGUGGCAAAAAAUAGAUGGAUGGCAUUCCGUCAUGGAAUUAUUACCUAAUUCAUCAUUAUUCAAUAAUAAUGAUAAUAGUAAGGAUAUAUAUUCAACAGAUGGUUCUGUAUAUAGAUCUUUAACUAAUAAUCAUUAUUUUGAAACACAAAUUGGUAUUAAUCGAAAUUGGUUAGUAAUUUUUGCUCCAUAUACUAUAUCAUCAGAUUUAGCUAAUAAAAUUCUUUUAGCUAUCCCAUUAACUUCAAUAUUUGCUUGUUUAUUUGAACAUAAUAGAAAAGUAUUACGUAUCUACUUUGAUUGUGGACAAUAUGUACAAAUACAAGAUAUAUAUAAUUCAUAUGAUUCAAAUGAACAAAAUACAUUAGAACAAUUAAUCAAUUUUAUUUCUUAUUGUAUAUAUCCAAAAGUAUUACAAAAGUGUAGUCAAGUUGUGAUGAAGAUUAAAAAUAAUUCAAUGAAUCACAAUAAUUAUCAUAUAAAUGAUAAUGAAAAAUUUCUUAUUCAUCAUAUUGAAACUAAUCAUAAUAAUCAAUUACAAGAAGAAUUAAAGAAAACAACACAUCAACAAUUAAUCAAUAAUAAUAAACAUUCAACUAUAAUAAAUAAUAAUUGUUGGUCAAUAUCAGAAAUUGGAUUAAGUUUAUCAUGUUUAAGUCCUAAUGAUAAUUAUAAUAAUAUAAAUUUAUCUAGUUCAUCAUCAUUAUCAUCUUCAUAUUUAUCACCAUUUAGUAUAAAUCCAUUUCCAUACAUUAUAAGUUUACAAAAAAAUAAUAUUGAUUUUAAUUUAUAUAAACAAAUAAAUAAACAAAUUUUAUUACAAAUAGGUUCAUAUCAUUUACCAGAAUUAAUACGCUAUAUACAAAGUAAAAAAUCAAUAUGGUGUUUACAAAAAUUAAAUAUAUCAGGACCAUUUUAUAAUUUAUAUUUUCCAUUAAUAUAUGAUUUACAAUUUUCAACAUAUUUAUUAACAUUAAUUAAUAAAUUAAAAUUUUCUAAAAUUAUUAAAUUAAUUUUAUGUGAUUUACCAGAAAUUGAAAUAUUAAAUCGUGCACGUAUAAGAUAUCAUCGUAAUCAAUAUGUUAAACAUUAUAUUAAUAAUAAUAAUAAUAAUAAUGAUAAUAAUAUUCGGAAAGAUAUACGUUUUUCACAUCCUCCAACAUUAAACUCUAUCAAUCACCCUCAACAACAAAAGCAACAUCAACAUGCUCGUCAACAACAACAUCAAUAUCAACAUCAUCAUCAUAACAACCGACAUGAUGAAUGUUGUGAAACUUCCAUAGAAUUAAAUUCAUCUAAAGAUAAUUCAUUAUCGUUAUAUCAUUUACCGCAUAUUAUAAAUGUAUCAAAUAUAGAUUCUAAUGAAAAUAUAAAAAUAAAAAGGAAUUCACAAGAUUUUAUAAGUUUCUGUGAAAUUAAACAAUCAAAUCGAAAGUAUCAUUCAUUAGAUGUUCAACAGAUCUUUUCAAAUGAGUUGUAUACAAAUUUACAAUGUCAAGAAAAAACUGAGAACAAAUUAAUAACCAAUAAUAACAAUGAAAAUUCAACUGAUUUCACUUCAAAUGGUUUACAAACAAUGAAUUUAAUUGAAACAGCUAAUUGUGUUCAGUCAAGAAGAAGAACACGUAAACCUGAGUUACUUUUCAUGAAGCAGGAAAAUCAUCAAUCGAAUUCAUCAACUGUUGGUCCGCCAAAAAACGAAGAACUGUGUUUGAAUAAAGAAACGGUAAUAAGAAUAUCCAACAGUAGUCAUCAAGACAAAAAUGAAACUAACAGUGAAAUCUCUAAUCACCCUGAAACAUGUCCAAGGAGCGUGAAUGACCAGAAUAACUCUCCAAUUCCUGAAAGUGACAAAAUACAAGUCACUAAAAUAUCUACUACAAACCAAAAUGAUUUAAGUGAGUCUUCAUUAUCUACAUUGAAUCCGGAUUCAAAUAAAACUAAUGAUUUAUCAUUAAAUAAUUCAUUGAAUCCAAAUGUUGAUGCAACAUUCCAUAUACCAGUGAAAUGGAGACGAGCUAAAACUGAAAAAAUUCAUUCACAUUGUAAUACAGAUGCUAGAAUUAUUACAAUACGUCGUCGAUUACAAUCAACUGGAACAAAUACAUGGAAUACGAAAUUACAUGAAAAUACUACAAUCAGUAAACUGGAACAAAGUCGAUCAAAUAAUUUAACGGUGAACACAAAUAUGAAAUUCAAAAAUUCUUCAAUAGAUUAUAUACCACUAAUAAAACAAAAAAGUAGAUUGAAAAUAACUAAAGAAACUUUUACACAAUCACACAAUACAAAUGAAUUGAAUAAUAAUAAUAAUAAUAAUAAUAAUAAUAAUAAUAAUAAUAAUAAUAAUAAUACAAUGGAUAAAUGUAAUAUAGAUAUUAAACAAAACUUAACAAAUAAUCAAUUAUAUGAUUUAACAAAAUUAAAUGAAAAUGAACUACGAAAUUACUUAAGAAAAAUAAAUGAAGAACUCCUAUUAGAACAAUGCCGCCGAAAUCAUUUGGCGAAUAUGUGUGCUGAUCUACUGGAGGAAAAUCGUAAACUUCGUAACGGUCAAUCGGACAAUAUGAAUAAACAAACAGAACAAAUUGUAACAACCAAUACUUCUACUUCAUUGGUGAAUCAGCCAAAUGAACCAAUUUAUAAGAACUACAAAGGUAAGAAAGUCAAGUUGAGUUUUAUCAAUGGGAAAAUUGAACAGAUAAAUAGUAAUCCAAGCAUAUGGAGGAAAUCUAAAGUAAAAUCUCCUAGUUUUAAUAACGAGACAGAUUUGUAA